CGGAUAUGUUCUAUGAUCUGCCAUGCAUUGCGGAACUAACUGAUACAAUGUUACGAUACCAAGGUUUCUAUUGCCUGUAAUGUUGCCAACUUCUCUAGAUUUGCGUAAGAGAUGACGAAGCUAUCGGGGUAUAUAAAAAGGAUUUUAGCAAUGUUACAGUCACUAAUGCAGCGAUCGUCAGCAGAAUGAAGUUUGUAAAUACAUGUACAAUUCUCUAUUUCUGGUUCUACGUGUGUUGCGUUUCUGCGUUCUCAACAACGGAUAAAAAGAUCCCAAAAGACGAUCUGACAGACAUUAAAAACAGACUGGGAUCUCUGGAACAAAUGUUGGGACAGCUGAUCACAAAUAACUCUUCUCUGGAUGUUCUUAGAUUACCCGGUUCCGCACGUAGAGAGGAACACGUGGCUUUCUCGGCGUACAAGAAUCAAACCCAGUCUGGACUCAAUAAGAGACACAUCAUCAAGUUUGAGGGCACGGUUUUGAACCUGGGCCACCACUACCACCCCGAGGACGGUAUCUUCAUCGUCCCGGUGACGGGCGUCUACCUCUUUCACUGGACUAUCAAUAACAACGGAUAUUAUACGUAUACAAAUAUAUUAGUUGGUGGUAAAGUUAUUUCUACCACCACCACUUCUGUUGUGUCUGGGAAUUGGAAUUCUGGAUCCGCCCUGGUGAUAGUUACCGUGCAGAAGGACGAACAUGUCUGGAUACAGACCUGCUGCGGUUCUGGUAAUGAGGUGUACGGGAAUACACUGGGCCAAGAAAACUAUUUCCAGUCCACGUUUUCCGGAACCUUACUUUUUUCAGUUGUUUAAAAAUGCAUAGUCAUACAGAGAACAGAGUGACAGUUCCUACUAAAAUGACGACCGUUUUCAGCUUCAAAGCAAAGUAGCGAAAUAUUAUACAGUUAGUUUGAAUUGAUGUCGGCUAAUUUACUUUUAAAUGAAGUGCUUAAAUUAUCAAAAAAUAUUAAUUUCUUGUCAUUUUCACAGCACUUAGAAGUAUGAGAGUGUCUCAAACGAUGCAUUUAGCUUGACACGUGACAUUUAAAAGUAAUGAGUUCUACCUUACCUGAUACGAAAUCGUAAAGUUAACUGCAGCGAGUGACCAAGUAUCAGCAACUGGCUGCUUAACAUGGGAAAAGUUGGCUACUAGUAGUCAUCUACUCGACAAUGGAAAAGUUGGGUAAUAGUAGCCACUACUUAAUUAAAGUGAGGAAAUCUAGCUACGAUACUUGUAUAUUAGUACAUAGCUGGCUACUUCAAAGAAGAAAGGCUAUACAAGUACAAUUAGCUACUAAUAGCCAUCUAUAAGAAACAUGUUAUUGGGUUUCAAUAUAACUGCAUAUCAGGUUUAUUUGGAUGAUGAGAAGAAUACCAAACGUCAUACUUGAGUUGGCCAGCUAUUUAAACUUUGUUGUGUAGAAUACCAUUAACUUCCAAGUUGACUGUAAAAUGUUGAGUGGCUGUUUAUUUCUGAUGCAACAAUAUUCCAUCCAGGAUAAAAUGCAUGAAGAGGAUAGAAUAAGCUAUAAACAUUUCAGCUUUUAUCCAACGGACAAUUAUCUACUUAUACUGACGUCUUUAUAAACUUAAUAGGUCCUUCUGACUGAAAAUGUUCACGAAGAAGAAAUCUCUUGCUGUGGCUUUUAGACAUAUCAACAAUGUUAUAUCUAUUAACAAUAAUCAUUUCCAUUCAUAUAUCGAUUCGAUAUAUCCCUGUGAACUCGAAAUUAAAGACAACAUAAAGUC
Ostrea edulis (European flat oyster) is the source of this 1751-nucleotide messenger RNA. RefSeq names its product complement C1q-like protein 2. Bases 186 to 815 code for a protein of 209 amino acids. Lineage: Eukaryota; Metazoa; Mollusca; Bivalvia; Ostreida; Ostreidae. The transcript is spliced from 2 exons. Gene Ontology annotation, molecular function: protein binding. The record is from RefSeq and is a predicted model, not a curated record.